AUGAACGACACUGUUGAUGCCGUCGACGGCUUCAGCGUGCUCAAUCGAGGGCUCAUCUACACCAGUCUGCUGCUGGCUCCUGCACAGGCCGUUGCAGGAUAUGACAGCAGCGGCUUCACCAGUCUUGGCUUUCUCGCCUUCAACUGGUACCAACAACUGAAAUGGUACAAUGACAUUAGGGCUCACCACCUCCACGCCCUCUCCCUGUUGCCCGUCCACUUCAACACCAUCUAUUCCAUCUCCUACCUCGGCGGCGUAACAUCAGGCAACAUUUGGAUGGGCAUCCUCCUUGGCCUUGGCACAGCCGGCGUCAUGAUACUCAACACAGUCGCAGCCUGGAUGUCCUGGGCCACAAACCAGGAAGCCGGUUAUGGCGAGUACCAGUUCUUCUUCUUCGGCUGGCGCACCCUCACCGACGGCUGGCACAAGUUCAUCCUGGUCUGGCAGAUUGGCGACUCCUUCUUCGCCUUCACCACCGUCAUCGCGUGCCUCGCCAUCCCGAUCUUCAUGGAGAUCGAGCGACGCGACCGUGGCGCACAGGAGAAGGCCACAUCUCUGCUCAAAGGCUUAAAGACAAUCUCCAAUCUGCGCUACCCGCUGAUCAUCGUCGGCUCGGCGGCCAUGCUGCUCGUUGCUUGGCCUCUUAUCCUCUGGGUGGAGCUGAUAAUCCAGCGAAACAAGAUCGAGUCGGACACGGAUUGGAUCGCCGUCUGGCUUUUUAUUGUCCAGGUGGGACUUCUUAUGAUCCCGAGCUUUAAUGGAUAUUUUGGAUAUUUGGCUAAGAGAGCCUGGUCACGAAUGUUUUAA
Molecule: messenger RNA, 807 nt
Organism: Clonostachys rhizophaga
Lineage: Eukaryota; Fungi; Ascomycota; Sordariomycetes; Hypocreales; Bionectriaceae
Source: the annotation of a GenBank genome assembly